Suillus paluster is the source of this 240-nucleotide messenger RNA. RefSeq lists its product as uncharacterized. The record is from RefSeq and is a predicted model, not a curated record. Bases 1 to 240 code for a protein of 79 amino acids. The transcript has 3 exons. Lineage: Eukaryota; Fungi; Basidiomycota; Agaricomycetes; Boletales; Suillaceae.
AUGGUACCUAACAUCGACAGACCCAAAGAGGACCUGAAGGUUACAAUCAAAUGCCUGCAAGAUGGCAGAAUUAAACUGAUGGCAGAUGCAUUUCUGGCAUUCCUUUGGAAAGGUGAUCUACCUGGGGCUGACUAUGAUCUGAACGACAUGAUGGACAGUUUUCUAGAGGGCUUCACCCUCGAAUGUCACAUCUUCAUGGGACCUUCUACUGCUCUGGGCUCCCAAUCACAUGGGAUGUGA